Molecule: messenger RNA, 3078 nt
Organism: Haliotis rufescens (red abalone)
Lineage: Eukaryota; Metazoa; Mollusca; Gastropoda; Lepetellida; Haliotidae
Exons: 8
Coding region: 385-2247 (620 amino acids)
Source: RefSeq, a predicted model, not a curated record
ACGGUUUGACAGCUAGCAGACGACGCGCACUUGUUGAACUUAGCACGGCCGGAAGUAGGGAAGGACUGAUAGAGCGGUCACGCCACCUGGCGACAAAUCGGCCGACUCGCCCCAAUAUGCAUACAUUGGUUUGACAAUAUUCAUGGGAAGAGUGUCGUAGCACGAAUUAUGGAAUGAAAAUAUAUAGAUUAUCUACAUUACAAUGAUCAGGUUAAUUGGACGGAAAUUUUUACGGUAAACUUUUAUUUCAAUUACAACCGAUAGGUGGCGCGAAUUUUAAUUUCCGACAAGUCAGGAGUGGCGUCAUGUAUUACGAGGAUCGCAUCAGUACGAGACAGCAUCGAAAGACCGCAUGCAGGUGCAGAGUAAUGUUCUGUCUCCAACAUGGGAGUCCGAGGUCUGUGGACAUAUUGUAAAGAAAAUCUGUCUUCAUGUGCAAAGCUGGUGGACCUUAUUCGUGUUGCUCGUCAACGACAUGGCAUAGACAUUCUUGUUGACCUUUGUGCCUUUCAAGUGUUCCUCAGCAGUAAAAUCUUUGAGGCCCUGGCAAAUGUCACAGACAAUCCAUACCUUGAAAUUUUAGGGGGUGAAUAUGGUGCAAUUGAUGCAUAUACGUCCAAAUUGAUAUCAGAUUUGAGAAGCCUUGGGAUUGAACUCAUAUUCUUUGUGGAUGGCUGCCAAGGAAGUUCACUGGAGGUUAAUGUUCGAAAGACGCCGGUUUGGAAAGAAAGAUAUGAGGGUUGUGUUGAGGUUCAAAGAAAUACCAUUAGAAUGUGUGCUGGGGACAUUGGUCGGGAUGAUUUAACUCACAUUUUAGGUUCACAUUUGACCACCUUGCAAUUUACAAGUACCUUGGAAGCCUGUGGCUGUAGAGUCCACAACGUGCCAGAGGAAGCAGAUACUUUUAUUGCCAAAACAUUUGAGACGAUGAAAAAUGCUUAUGCUGUUUUGACCAAUGACACUGACUUUUGCAUCUUCAAUGGAUGCAUUAGCAUAUUCAAUGACCUGUUUGAUAUGACCAAUAGUCUCAAACCAGAGCCAGGAGCAUCUGUACCUGAUAAGCCCAAAGAGCUUAUAUGUCUUGUGUUUAAAUCUGAAGUGAUUGGAAAGAGUCUUGGGUUUCAGCAUCAUUCGCAGCUUAUAGAACUCAGCAUCAUCGCCGGUAAUGACAACACUGGGCGAUUUAUGAGGGAGUUUCGCUACCUGCUUUCCUUGAGGGGUAGAUUUUCAAUGCAGAAGGCAGCCAAUUGGGUGAAGGAAUAUGGACGAGUCGAAAACCAUCCUGCGUUUGCCAAAAAAUUGGAUCAAUAUCCAGCCUUCCGCCAAGCUGUAAAAGACUCCAGACUGUUCUACUUAUUGCAAUGUUGCGAGCCUGACGGAGACAAGGGUGAAGUUCAUUCCUUGCUGAAUGAUGGUAUUCUAAGGGGAAGCUUACCAAGUGAACUGCUAGCAAUCCACAACCGUGUGUUCUGGCAUGGUGUUUCCAUAGAGCAGCCGUCGUUGUGUGACCACACGUCUGACACUGCUCUCACGGAGCUGAGGCGGAGGAUCUACAGGAUGGUGCUUCCCCAAAACGUUGACACAGUUGACGAAUUUGGACUUAAUUCGCAGGGACACAAAUGUGAAUGUAUCAGUGUCAAAGCUAUUAAUGAUGAGAGAGUUCCACACAUCUGUAGUAUACAACAAGAUGCAAUACAUGAAAACCUCCUUCAUUUUGAAUGGAUGAUUACUCACUUGGAGGGUGGCGCUGUGAAAUCCUGGUUUGAAAUGUUUGAAAGGACAGAGGGCUUCCUGUGCUACAUCCUCCGCUACUUCCUACUCCUCAACUGGAAACACAACCUCUGCAUCACAGAGAUGGAGUUCUGUGCGCUCGUCGCCCUCGUGUUUGGUCACAGAGACGAACGAUGGUACCAAGGACUCAGCUUGAAGCCUUCUCCACGCUGUGUGACCAUGAGUGCCUGGUUCCAGAGUUUAUACAUGCAUGCUUAUAUACUUCUUGGAGGGGCGUUAUACCUAACCAAGGAGUUCCCAACACCAGCUGAUGUGUUCUCUGGAGCCGUGUGGACUGCAUACUAUAAGUGCUCAACAGACAAAGAACUGCCCAAGACAGCGUUGAGGCGCUGUAGUCGAGACCUGGAGCUGGCCUUUAGGCUAAACAGGGACAUCAUCCGAGAACUAAGCCAGGAUGUAUUUGACUGUGAUGACCUUGGAGUCCUGCUCAAUAAGUCAGUCAAGUCAACAAGAUAACUUGUGGUCAAGGAGAGAAUGGGCAUUUUUUGUUACUUAUUUAACACAAAGCAAUGACAUUUUCAACUUGUGUUGUCUACAGAAUCUGGUUUACAUCAAACCUGAGCAAUAGAUUCCUUAUCAAUGAUGUCUGAUCUCAAACACACAUCUUCCCGACCCAAGGGAGUUAACUGAUUAUAAAAGUCCAGUUUCCAACCUUGGUGAACUAGACUGGAAUCAUGGAGUUAUAUUAUGGCUGGACUUACGAAUCUAUGCAUUGUCCAAUCAAAAUCACGAAAGCGACAUCCGGUUCGUAAACUGCCGUGCAUAUUUCAUUUGAUUGCAGGACUUUGCAUCAACAGAUAUUUUCCAAAUCUUUCCUUGUUUUAGUCAAGGUGCUGACAUGAUUUGAUGAACUUUGCGAAGUAAGACCAGUUUUAUUACAAUAUAGAUCUUGAUUAUCGAUCACAUUCUAUUUGAAGCUAAUGCAAAUGAUAUGAGAAGUGGAAUUUGAUUGGUCAAUAGGAGGGAUGUGGAAGGGACAUAACUCGUAAUAGCCUCUGGUGGCGCUACUAAGAUCCAGCCAAGAAAUUCCAGUCUUGUUCGGCAAGGUUGAAAACUUUACGUUUACAGUCAAUGAAUUCCCUUGCCUGGGGAAGAUGUCAAACACAAGGAUCUGUCCUGGGACCUUUGUUAGCCCAGUGUUGGUAACCCUAUGUUGUUUACCAGAUACACACAAGAUCUAUACUAAACCACAAAAGAAACGUCACCCCAAGUAACAUUGCAUGAAAAGUUGUCAUUUAAAUAUCCUGGUAAUUUUUGUCAAAGUUUCUAAAAUUUAACAUUACCCUG